Molecule: messenger RNA, 2448 nt
Organism: Eruca vesicaria subsp. sativa (arugula)
Lineage: Eukaryota; Viridiplantae; Streptophyta; Magnoliopsida; Brassicales; Brassicaceae
Source: the annotation of a GenBank genome assembly
CGCCGCUCUUCUCUAACUCUCAUCCUCUCUCACAAAACACAAAGGAAGAAAGCAGAACAUGGAGGAGAUCAAGCUCUCUUUCUCACCGGAUACUCCACCACUCUCAGUAAUCGCUGCUCUCUCCCUCUCAUCCUCUCCUGUGACCAUCGACUCCUCUUCCUCCUCAACCACCGUCCCUACUUUCCUCUUCUCCGAUGGGCGAAAACUGACAGGAGCCUCUGUUCUUCUCCGACACGUUGGUCGAUCAACAAACUCUCUUCCUGGUUUCUACGGUCACGAUGCUUUUCAAUCUUCACAGAUUGAUGAGUGGGUAGAUUACGCUUCAGUCUUCUCCUCUGGUUCAGAGUUUGAGAAUGCUUGCACACGUGUCGAUAACUACCUUCAAAGUGUCACUUUCCUUGUUGGUCGUUCUCUCUCCAUUGCUGAUGUUGCUGUUUGGUCUGCUCUUGCUGGAUCUGGUCCAAGAUGGGAGAGUUUGAGGAAAUCCAAAAAGUAUCAGAACUUAGUCAGAUGGUUCAACUCAAUAUCACUUGAGUACGCCGAGCCACUCAACAAGGUGAUGGCAUAUACUGUGAAGAAAAGUUCAGGGAAGCCUGUUUCUGCUACUGCACCAAGAUCCAAAGACCAACCACAAGCUGUUAGAGCAGAACAUGAUAAAGGGAAGCCUGAAGUAGACUUACCUGGCGCAGAAGUUGGAAAAGUCAAGCUCCGGUUUGCUCCAGAGCCAAGCGGUUAUCUCCACAUAGGACACGCUAAAGCUGCCUUGCUCAACAAGUACUUCGCAGAGCGUUACCAAGGGGAAGUGAUUAUCCGUUUUGAUGACACUAACCCUGCCAAAGAGAGCAACGAGUUUGUUGAAAAUCUAGUCAAGGAUAUAGGUACCUUGGGGAUCAAGUAUGAGAGAGUGACCUACACUUCUGAUUAUUUCCCUGAGCUGAUGUCCAUGGCGGAGAAGCUCAUGCGUGAGGGUAAGGCUUACGUUGACGACACGCCUAGGGAGCAGAUGCAGAAGGAGAGGAUGGAUGGGAUUGAUUCAAAAUGUAGGAACCAUACAGUUGAGGAGAAUCUGAAUCUAUGGCAAGAGAUGAUUAAAGGAAGUGAGAGAGGUUUACAAUGCUGUGUUCGAGGGAAGCUAGACAUGCAAGAUCCUAACAAAGCUAUGCGUGACCCUGUUUACUACCGUUGCAACCCUAUGUCUCAUCACCGUAUAGGAGACAAGUAUAAGAUUUAUCCAACGUAUGACUUUGCUUGUCCCUUUGUGGAUUCCAUUGAAGGAAUAACGCAUGCUCUUCGGUCUAGUGAGUAUCAUGACAGGAAUGCUCAGUACUAUAAAGUUCUGGAGGAUAUGGGAUUGAGAAGAGUUGAGAUUUAUGAGUUUAGUAGGUUGAAUCUUGUUUACACUCUUCUUAGUAAGAGGAAGCUUCUCUGGUUUGUUCAGCAAGGGUUGGUUGGUGGGUGGGAUGAUCCACGCUUCCCUACUGUUCAAGGCAUUGUUCGUAGAGGUUUGAAAAUUGAGGCACUGAUUCAGUUCAUUCUUGAGCAGGGUGCUUCAAAGAAUCUAAACUUGAUGGAAUGGGACAAGCUCUGGUCUAUCAACAAGAAGAUAGUUGAUCCUGUGUGUCCUAGACACACGGCUGUGAUUGAAGAGAGGCGUGUCCUAUUGACACUAACUGAUGGUCCUGACGAGCCGUUUGUCCGGUUAAUACCAAAGCACAAGAAGUUUGAAGGUGCUGGAGAGAAGGCAACCACUUUCACCAAGAGCAUAUGGAUAGAGGGAGCUGAUGCGAGUGCCAUCUCUGUCAAUGAGGAAGUGACUUUGAUGGAUUGGGGAAACGCCAUUGUGAAGGAAGUCACAAAGGACGAGAAUGGUCGUGUCACUGCUUUAUCAGGCGUUCUGAAUCUCCAAGGUUCUGUGAAGACUACUAAGCUGAAGCUCACAUGGCUUCCAGAGACUAAUGAGUUGGUCAAGCUUGUGUUAACAGACUUUGAUUAUUUAAUCACCAAGAAGAAGUUGGAGGAAGAUGAUGAGGUUGCUACUUUUGUGAAUCCUUACACGAAGAAGGAAACAUUAGCACUUGGUGAUUCGAAUAUGAGGAAUCUGCAGCGUGGAGAUGUGAUUCAGCUUGAGAGGAAAGGCUAUUACAGAUGUGAUGUGCCUUUUGUCAAGUCUUCAAAACCCAUUGUCUUGUUCUCUAUCCCAGAUGGAAGGCAACAUCAGCCAUUGGCCCACUAAUUGAAGAAACUCAUUGUUCUUCCCAUUUUAUGAAAGUUUUAUUGAGAAUUUUCUUUUAAAAAAAUAUCUACUAAGACAAGAAUCUUCUUUCCUUUUUAGUUUAAAAUUGCAAACUUAACAUUUUCUUCUUUGAUUUGUGUAUUACAAUGAAGAAAAAACAUAAGUAGACUGAUUGUGUUCUGUUCUUGUCCCAUUUGAUGAAAGUUUUAUUGAGA